This is a messenger RNA of Dujonia railenensis, 1395 nucleotides long. The record is from the annotation of a GenBank genome assembly. Lineage: Eukaryota; Fungi; Ascomycota; Pichiomycetes; Serinales; Debaryomycetaceae.
AUGGAAGUAGUAGAGAUCGAUACACAACAACGUCAGUACGUGCACAUAGAUAAGUUAUCAUCUAACAUCCCUCCUUCAUACAUAUACUCCACCCAACCCCAUUCAUCUUCAUCGCCUUUAGUGCAUACGCUACACUCCGAGUGGAUAGAUACCCCUACAAAUUCCCCAUCCAAGAUGCUGUACACUCGUGUCUAUGAGACGCCGCUGAAACAGCAGAAAUACCAGACCUUUCCGAAUGACAAGAAGGGAGGAGCAGUACCGGUGGAGACUGUCGAAACUCAGCUAGCCACCCCGCUUAGUACCAAUAAACCAGCUGCUGGACCUGCUGGUUCCAAUAGUACUUCACUUUCCAAUUCCAUGACUAGCGCUGCUAACGUCGUUCCUGAAAAUACCAUUACACAUGCGAUUGUUAGAGACAGGCCCAGUGUACACCAGAUGGACAUCUUCUGGUCAAUGCUCAAUGAUGUUGUGGGUAAGGAUAAGAUGGCCAAGUUUGGCCAGUACACCUUAAGGCUCUUGAUAUAUUGGGCCAACAAGUCUGAGAACUACCUUGCUGAUUCCCAAAUCAAUUUUAAAACCAUAAACCUAAGAUACAACGAUAGCGAGAAGAAACUAAACUUAUUUAUGAACUUUCUCAAGCACCCACAGAACUUUAUACGUAUAAUUACCAUAUUGGUAUGUUCUAUAUUCUCUUCCAGGUUCGCUGGUAUGGUGAAAGGCUUGUCCAUGUAUAGGCAAUUCUUGAGAUUCGGAAAGACUCCCUUCAGAGUGAGAAAUCUCUACAACAAGUUAAGAGAUGCUAUCAUUUUUGAUAAGGAGAAGCAGUUGUUGGACUUGAGCCACUUCCAAGCGAAGUUCUUGACCAAUUCAACUCUCGGUGAUUUGGCUAGUUUGUACUACGGCGUUAGUGAUGAGACUUUGUUACUUUAUAAAUUGGAUUUCCUCUCUAACAAACCUCUUCAUGCUCUCGUAAAUAGACAUGAAGCACUUGCCUGGUAUUCAGAGACCAUAUUGGGACUCUAUAAUGCCUACGAAAACUUACAGAAUCUCUCCCAGAGAGAGAUAGAGUUGAAAAUCCAGAUACAGGUGAAAUCUAGGUCAAGAGUGCUCUCCAAACAAUUAUUGGGGGGUACUAUUACCACCAUGGACACACAUAUAGGAGACGAGAAGGAUUUACUCAAAUUGAAAGAAAUACAAUUCAAAAAGACCAACAUCCAUUUAGAUAUAUAUAAGGGUCUUUCUGAUUUCUUCUUUAACAGUUACACUGUUUUCAGAUCGCCAUUGCCAUUUGCCACAUUACAGAUUUUGUUAGGGAUAAGUGCAUCUUCGUUCAGUAUAAUAAAAUUGUACCGUGAAACCAAGAAAAAGUUAGAAGCUAAGGUUGCACUAAAGUAA